Molecule: messenger RNA, 3929 nt
Organism: Aphanomyces astaci
Lineage: Eukaryota; Oomycota; Saprolegniomycetes; Saprolegniales; Verrucalvaceae
Exons: 1
Coding region: 25-3828 (1267 amino acids)
Biological process (GO): transmembrane transport
Cellular component (GO): membrane
Molecular function (GO): ATP hydrolysis activity; ATP binding; ABC-type transporter activity
Source: RefSeq, a predicted model, not a curated record
GCCAACUGGUUCAGUACAUUUGUCAUGUUUUGGAUUGAACCGAUGAUGCGUCGCGGCGCCAAGCAGACGCUCAUGGAGGAAGAUGUGUGGAAGCUGUGUCCGGAACACACGUCCGCCGUACUCCACGGCCGCUUUGACGUGUUCUGGCAGCACGAGAAGCUGCAGCCACAUCCGAGCUUCGCCAAAGCCAUGAUGCGCACCAUGCGAUCGCAAUGGUACUUCAAUGUGGCGCUGUACGCAUUGUACGCUGCGCUCAUGUUGCUGCAGCCCAACAUCAUCAAGUCGCUUCUGCAGUUCCUCCAAGCCAAAUCGAACGACGACCAAGUACCUGUCCACACAUCCCUGGGCAUCUCGUCGGGGUAUGCCCUCGCGGCGCUGCUGACUGUCCAUUCGUUCUUGUCCGUGACGAUCAUCGACUUUGGCCAGUACGUGUCGUCCAACUUGGGCGUGAACGCCAAGUCCAUCGUCAUGGAUUCGGUCUACCUCAAGUCGCUCAAACUGUCCGGCUUUGCCAAACGCAACAUGUCGUCAGGGGAGAUAGUCACGCUGUCAUCCGUGGACUCAGAGCGGUUGUUCCAGGGGUUCCUUCUCGGGCCAUGGGUCCUCGUCGCGCCCGUGACCGUGCUGGCCGUCUUCAUCAUGAUUGGCUUCGAUCUGGGCGCCUUGUCCGGUGUCGUCGGCGGCGUCGUCAUGGCAGCAUUGUUGUACAGCGGCUACACCACAUCCACGGCCGUUGGCGCCGUCCGCCGCGAAAUCCUCACCGUCCAGUCCGAGCGCGUCAAGCUAACCAACGAGAUGCUCCAGGGGGUGCGCGUGGUCAAGCUGUACGCGUGGGAGUCGCCGCUGGAGGCGCGCAUCGCGUCCAUUCGAGACGAGGAGCUGGCCCUGCUCAAAAAGUACCAGUACGUGCGCGUGCUCAACACUGUGACGCUGUCGAUCGCGCCGAUUCUGUCACUUGUACUGUGUCUGGCCGUGUAUGUGGCUCAAGGCCACGAGCUCACGCCGUCGCUGGCGUUCACAGCUCUCGCGUACAUGAACGUGGCUCGGCUACCGUGCACCGUUUUCUCCAGCUCCAUCAUGUUUGCGUUAGAAGCAUGGGCAUCCUCUACGCGAGUUGGCACGUUCCUCUUGGCCGACGAAAUCGCACAAGUACCUCCAAGUCCACAAGUGCUCGAAGGAGCUGCCGCUGAUUCGUCCUUCGCCGUGGAGGUUAGCCAUGGCACUUUUAGCUGGAACAUCGACCCCAGUGGUAGACAAGAGGCCAGCGAGAACGAAGGACCAAUGACGUUGAAGGACAUCUCGCUGACCAUCGCCCCCAACACCCUCACGAUCGUAGUGGGGCCCGUCGGUAGCGGCAAGUCCAGCCUCAUCAGCGCGCUCCUGGGAGAAAUCCACCAAGUCAGCGGAAGUCGACUCGUAACUGGACGCGUGGCGUAUGUGAACCAAGAAGCGUGGAUCCAGCACGCCACGCUGAAGGACAACAUCUUGUUCACAAGUGCCUUUGACGAUGUGAAAUACGACCGCGUGGUGGCGGCGUGCCAGCUCAAGGCGGACCUGGCCGUGCUGCCCGACGGCGACCAGACCGAAAUCGGCGAGCGGGGCAUCAACCUCAGCGGCGGACAGAAGGCGCGCGUGAGUCUGGCCAGAGCCAUGUACCGGUCUCACAACGCCGACUUGUACCUGCUGGACGAUCCGCUGAGCGCGUUGGACGUGCAUGUGGCCGGCGCCGUGUUCCGCGAGUGUGUACAGAACCUGUUGGCGGACAAGACGGUGGUGCUAGUACUCAACAGCCACUACCACUUCUUGCCCCAUGCCGAUCGCAUUCUCGUCAUGGAAGACGGCAUGAUCGUCGGGGAUGGGACGUUUGACUCGAUAAAGCAAGGGUUUCCGCAUCUCGUGAGCUUUACAGACGUGUCGGAAGACCCUUCGACGCUUGUGAAGGCUGACUGGCCAGAAGAAGACGCGAGUGGUGGUGAUGAUGUUGUUGUCAAGGCGGACGAGGAGAAGCAGGCCAAAGCAGGCGACUCGAAAUGCGGCGGCGGCGGCGGGGUUCUGGUGCAGAAAGAAGACAGGCAGAUGGGCGGCGUGUCCUCUGGUCUGUACCUGACGUACUUGCGGUCCACGGGGUGGAACGGGGCGUUCGUGGCCGUGAGCAUCGUCGUGGCGUUUACGAUAUCGCAGACGGCAGUGGUGGCCACGGAUUGGUUCAUGGGGUUCUGGUCCACCCACCCGGGGAACGAUGUCACAUCCGUCGUCGUGUACGUCGUGCUAGCCCUCGUGGCGAUGGCGCUCGUGUGGGGGCGCAGUGUGUACGUGUUGUUUCUGUGCGUGUUGUGCUCCAAGGCGCUGCAUGCCAAGCUGUUCCGCAAGGUGAUUCACGCGCCUGUGACGACGUUCUUCGACAUCACGCCAGUCGGUCGUAUCCUCAAUCGAUUCUCCAGCGAUUUAGAUCAAGUCGACAAUAUCCUGCCGUUCUUUGGGGUCCACUUUCUCCAAUUCGGGUUUCAAAUUGCCGCCGUGAUCGUCGUGUGUGCUACCACGUCACCGUUUAUCUUGCUCGUGUACGUUCCACUCGUGUACUUGUUCCACAAGGUGCAAGUGUUCUUCCUGCUCACAUCGUCCGAGCUCAAGCGCCUCGAGAGCAUCUCCCGCACCCCCGUGAUCAACCUCAUCUCAGAAACCAUCGAUGGCCUCUCCACCAUCCGCGCCUUUGGCAUGACCGACGAGUUUGCCGCCAAGGGCCGCACCAUACUCGAUCACAACCAGAGCUACUUUAUGAUCUACCGCAUCUCGUCAAGGUGGAUGCAGAUGAGGCUCGACUGGCUCUCCGCGGGCAUCCUCGCCGGCGUGUCGUUCAUUACGGUCGCGUCCAAAGCGAGCAUCGGCAUCACCGCCGCGGGGUUGGCUCUGACGUACGUCGCUCAAAUGUCAUCGUUUCUAUCCAGAAUGACCAUGGCUUCGUCCGUGAUUGAAAACAUCAUGACUUGCGUGGAACGGCUGGAGCAUUACAACUCGUUGGACACUGAAGGCGACUCUGUCAAUGCUUCGGCGGUUCUAGUAGCCCCGCCAAAGACGUGGCCAUCAGUGGGAUCGAUUGAGUUCAAAUCCUUCUCAAUGCGAUACCGUCCCAACUUGGAUUUGGUCUUGACGGAUGUGUCGUUUGAGGUCGUUGGAGGGGAAAAGGUGGGCAUCUGUGGCCGCACGGGGUCGGGUAAGAGCUCGCUCAUGGCGGCGCUCUUCCGCCUGGUGGAAGGGGCCGACGGCGGACACAUCUAUAUCGACGGCGUGGACAUUGCGACCGUGGACCUGCACACGUUGCGGUCGCGCCUGACCAUCAUUCCCCAGGACCCGGUGCUGUUCAGCGGCAGUUUGCGGUUCAAUUUGGAUCCAGCGAACGAAGUGUCUGACGACGAGUUAUGGGCUGUGCUCAAGAAGGUGCACCUGGCAGACAGUUUGGACAACGGGGGGCUGGAGUUCCACGUGGCCGAGAAGGGGAGCAACCUGUCGGUGGGCCAGCGGCAGCUGCUGUGCAUCGCCCGCGCCCUGCUGCGUCAGAGUCGCGUGGUGGUGCUGGACGAAGCCACGGCCAACAUCGACUUGGACACCGACCGGCUGAUUCAGGAGACUAUCAACGAGUGUUUCGAUGGCGUCACGAUGCUCGUGAUCGCCCACCGCCUCGACACGAUCCUGGACAGCGACCGCAUUUUAGUGUUAGAUCAAGGCCGAGUGGUGGAGUACGACGCCCCCCACGCCCUCUUGGCCACCGACGGGGGACCGUUCGCGCAGUUGGCGUCGCAUGCCCGGUUGGGCCAGUCGGGUGCCUUGUAGAUAUUCACUUAUUCACUCUAUGGAAACAUUCUACUGUAUAAGCCUUGCAAUGAAAUGCCAUCAUUGUGCCAUAUUGCUGGCUUUUACGACUGGCAAUGCAC